AUGAAGCUAGUACUGAAGCUGAUACUCUUGGUGCUGACUGUUUCCGCAGUUGCAGGCUUUGUGGUAAGGCCGUGUACUGUCUGUCCAUCGCGGAAUCCUUCCGCGUUGGCAGCUACGGUCGAUGCCGAGUCCGGCAGUCGCACUCGGCGGGGCUUUGUCACUGCCGCGGUUACGCUAGGUGUUGGUGCGGUGGCAACCUUGGGCAACAACGUACUCCCAGCCGUGGCGGAAACCAUGGACGACUUGGCCAUGCCCACCGAGAAGGAACAAGCCGCAAUGGAUCACGUCGUUCCCGCGCGUGUGCUACAAGGCUUGGCCAUUUCGUCACGACGUGCCUACAUCACCAUCCCCUCGCUCGACUCUGCCAACGUACCAUCCUUUCCUCAUGAUGAGUCCGAGGGCUACCAACAAGAAGCUGCCAUGAAGGAUCGUUUGCGCCGCAAAGCGGAACUCCAAAAACAAGCGGCGGCACCCAAGGGACUAGCCGAAUCCAUGAAGGCCGAAAAGGAAAAGCAAGGUGAAAUCAAGAAACUUUCCAAAGAGGAGCGUCGCAACGCCCUGUGCGAAGAGCUCGGCCGCGGAUGCUAA
This is a messenger RNA of Phaeodactylum tricornutum CCAP 1055/1, 588 nucleotides long. RefSeq lists its product with no specific name. Bases 1 to 588 code for a protein of 195 amino acids. The record is from RefSeq and is a predicted model, not a curated record. Lineage: Eukaryota; Bacillariophyta; Bacillariophyceae; Surirellales; Neidiaceae. The transcript has 4 exons.